AUGUCAUUCACUUCCUCUUAAGAGUGCCCCUCAUCAGCUCUAAGCUUAGUGAGAGUUGAGAGUCUGAGGUUGUGGUAGCUGCAGGAAAGUACAGAGGCGUUUUUGUUCCAACCUCUAUAGUACAGUACGGUGUACACAGCCAGAAGCAGCUACGUUAUCGCUUUGAUGGAUACAUGGAAACUUUACUUUGUUGUGCUUCUACCACUUUGUACCUCCAGAAAAGAAAUGAUGUGGAAGUCGCUUGUGAAAACAGUUGGUCAAGAACCAGAUGAUACUCCAAUAUGCAGCAAUGACACACUGAAUAUUAUCGUAUUUGCAGUAUGUAAAAUGAACAUGAGCCGAGGUGAAGAGUGUCGUCUGCUGUAUCGCCAUGUGGAAGGCUUUGAACAAGGAUGUGGUUCCAGGUUCACAUUUCUGACAAUAAAUCAGACUGUGUUUCUCCACCUGAGCAAUUUAACACCAGAGGACAGUGGAAUCUACAGCUGUGAGUGUGUACGCCCUGAUGGAGUGAAUAUCAUACAGCUCAACAUCACCGUGGAAGAGAGUGAAGACUCUGCCGGUUCUUCAGAAACACCGUCAUCUGAUGGUGUAAUUUUAGAAAUUGUCAUUGGAGUGACUGUAGUCAUGAUUAUAACUGGAGUCCUGCUGGUAGUUAUCUGCAGAAAGAUGUGUCAUCGACAGAAACCAGAACCUGUGAUCGAACGUUGCCGGUACAGCGUGAUAACCUACAUGAAAGCUGUAGAGACCGAGCUGUACAGUGUGAAGAAAGAGAGCAAGCUGCAUUCUACUGUAAAAAUGUUCAUUUAUAAAAAUGCAAAUAAUAAAAAAUUCUCCUAUAGCUUUUAAACACGUUUAGAGAUUCUUUUGUAAAACUUAUAUUAUAAAACACCGUCUAAUGUGAUUUCAGUUUUCUUAUUAAAUAAGUCAAACAUCUGCUGGUCCAGAAGUCAAAUAUUUAGCUAUCUUGUGUGAAAGUUCAUCAGCAUUUCAUUUUCUGACUCUAGUGAAUUGUUUUCUUACGAUUAAGGGAAAAAUGUUUUUGUUUGUUCUUAUAAGAAGGUGGACUUGUCAUUUUAAAUCAUGUGUUUGCUGUAUGUCUGAAACCAACCUCACUGAUGUAUUUUGGUUUUGUAUUAUACUUGUUUGAAAUAAAAACAUGCAUGUGUAAU
Messenger RNA from Melanotaenia boesemani (Boeseman's rainbowfish), 1169 nucleotides. RefSeq lists its product as uncharacterized. Bases 166 to 846 code for a protein of 226 amino acids. The record is from RefSeq and is a predicted model, not a curated record. Lineage: Eukaryota; Metazoa; Chordata; Actinopteri; Atheriniformes; Melanotaeniidae. The transcript is spliced from 5 exons.